AUGUAUGCUUCCUCCCUUCACUCCUCAUCCACCCAGUCAUCUCCUUUGGAAUUCGCUCCGUCUCCAGCCCUGAGUUGCUUCUCUCGUCCCAUUACUUCUUGUCUGCCGUGUCGCAGUCGCAAAGUCAAAUGUGACCGACGACAACCCCACUGCUUGGUUUGUGAGCGAGGAGACUAUGCCUGUUCCUAUGUGUCAAAGCCUCAGUCGCCAGGAAUGGCCUCGGAGUCGAGCCGGAUCAGCAAGUCCAGCAGUGCCUCCAGAGUGUCUUCAUCCACCCUGGCCCGAAUUAACCCAGGUCUGCAGCGUCUUGGUAAUUUCAUGGCACAAGCGAGGGCAUCUCUAGCAUCAGAGCAUUGUCCAGCGUCGCUGGACUCUUUCACUCCUACGCGAUCGACGCCCGCACCCCACAAUGUGCCAACCCCACAGCCGCGACCGCACGAAGAUGCACUAAUUCUCGAUAACGGGGUCCCCCACUUUAUCUCCGGAAAGCACUGGGCCUGGAUGGCAGCCGAGAAAUCCUCGCCCGAGGAAAGCCUCGAAGAUGUCAUCUGGGAUGCUGAUUUUUCUCCGGCUAGCGCGGCCACCUACUGGCCCGAUACACGGAAUGAUUGCUAUCUACUCCUGAAUGUUUUCCUGGCUAAUGUGGACCCAAUUGUCAGAAUUGUUCAUCGUCCGAGUUUGGCCCGUCGCUUUGAUGCAUUUGUUCACUCCCAUUACUCCCUAGAGAAUGAUCACACACCCGUCAUGACCGGGACUGACGGUAGUACAACUUUUCCUCCGAAUAAUAUGGAUGUUUUCGAGCCGCUAGCCAUGUCCAUCUUCUACGCGGCUGUCAAUACCAUGAAGGAUACCGACACAAUCACCGUGUUCGGCACAGACAAGUCCUACCUCUUAAAUCGAUACCGAACGGGGACAGAAGUCCUUCUGAAACGACAGAAAUUCAUGACCUCGAGAGUCUUCGAGGUUUUACAAGCAUUUGUGAUCUUCUUGACCGCGCAAUAUCGGGAAGAUGAUAUGGGGAAGGUGUGGCCCUUGACUGGGCUGGCCAUUCGAAUGGCGACGGUCCAGGGGCUCCACCGGGACCCUCUAGCUCUACCACUGGGGACCGUCGACGUCGUGCAGGUAGAGCUACGUCGUCGCUUGUGGGCGCAAAUCUGUCACUUGGAUUUUCACGCUGCAGAGGAUCAUGGGUUUGCGCCUUCAAUUCACGAGGCGGACUUCGAUACGCGUCGACCCGUCAGCCUGGAUGAUGUCGAUCUGAUCCAAGGAGUAGCGCCCUCGGCCGGACUAACGGAUGCCCCCAAAUUCACCGAUAUGACCAUAUAUCUCCUGCGAAUCACCGCUGCUCAAUAUUACGGACGCAUUAUCCAAAUGACCCAUGCAUCACGAAAGCGAUUACGCCCCACCCUCCGCCACCCCGUAGGCGAAGUUGAAGCAUCAGCAGAGCUCCAGGGCUUGUUGAACAUGGCUGAGACUCUGGCCAGCGAGUUUGAGAGUAUUUUGGAUGACCUCGUUCGAUACUGUGAUAAGAGGGUGAGUAUGCAAUCAAUGGCCUUGGAUCUGAGCAACCACUUGAAAUCCAAGUUCUGGGUCAUGUUCUGGAUUCAACUCUCUCGACAAGAUCGCGAAAAGAUUAUCAGUCCCGCAAUGAGAAGAAACAAGGUGUGCGAACCCUUUCAAUGGCAUAUAGCCUCCCACGCCGGCUUCUACCUGAUUCUCUACGUGCUCGUCGAGAUUCGUAGCCCUGGCUUCCAAUCUCUAGAGUGGGCUGAUCUCCGCCAGCGAGGUUUUCAGUUAGCGAACGCCAUCUACGAGAUCCGGAGCCAACAUACCACGGGCGCAUGGCCCGCAAUCAUUUGGCUGGUAAAUCAAAUUCGUUUUCAGCAGGGUCUCGCUUCUGCCGACGUUACCCAUCAGCCUCCAGGGCCCGGUUCAUCUGGUAAUCCUCGCUCUAUAAUGUUGCGAUCCUUUGCUGCUUCUCCUAUGGGCUCAGCGGGGUUGGACUUUGAUACGGCGGAUUUCAUGGGAUUGGUCAAUCUGGAAGACUUUGAUCUUGGGGACUUGACCGCUUUGGAUUCGAUGGGCUUUUCUGGAGUGGCAUAG
Molecule: messenger RNA, 2103 nt
Organism: Penicillium pulvis
Lineage: Eukaryota; Fungi; Ascomycota; Eurotiomycetes; Eurotiales; Aspergillaceae
Gene: hasF
Product: Zn(II)2Cys6 domain-containing transcription factor hasF
Exons: 4
Coding region: 1-2103 (700 amino acids)
Biological process (GO): regulation of DNA-templated transcription; DNA-templated transcription
Molecular function (GO): DNA binding; DNA-binding transcription factor activity, RNA polymerase II-specific; zinc ion binding
Source: RefSeq, a predicted model, not a curated record